AUGCCAGAUUAUUUGGGAGGCGAUCAAAGGAAAAUCAAAGAUGUCAAAGAAGAGGAGGAUAAACCUAUCAGAUCUUUGGAUGAAGGAGACAUUGCCUUAUUGAAAACUUAUGGCCAGAGCACUUACUCCAGACAGAUUAAGCAAGUGGAAGAUGACAUCCAAAACCUGCUCAAGAAGAUCAAUGAACUAACCGGCAUUAAGGAAUCGGACACUGGCCUGGCUCCCCCUGCUCUAUGGGAUCUGGCUGCAGACAAACAGACUCUGCAGAGCGAGCAGCCUCUGCAGGUGGCAAGAUGCACAAAGAUCAUCAACGCGGACUCUGAAGACCCAAAGUACAUCAUCAAUGUGAAGCAGUUUGCCAAGUUUGUGGUGGACCUGAGUGACCAGGUGGCCCCCACUGACAUAGAGGAGGGUAUGAGAGUCGGUGUGGACAGAAACAAGUACCAGAUCCACAUUCCUCUGCCUCCCAAGAUUGACCCCACAGUCACUAUGAUGCAGGUGGAGGAGAAGCCUGAUGUGACCUACAGAGUGGGUGGAUGUAAAGAGCAGAUUGAGAAGCUCAGGGAGGUGGUGGACCCACUGCUCCAUCCCGAGAGGUUUGUCAACCUGGGUAUUGACCCCGAAGGGGUUCUGCUGUUCGGCCCACCCGGUACAGGUAAAACCCUGUGUGCCAGAGCCGUGGCCAACGCACAUGCCUGCUUCAUCAGGGUCAUCGGCUCAGAGCGCCAGAAAUACGUGGGAGAGGGUGCCAGAAUGGUGCGGGAGCUUUUCGAGAUGGCCAGAACCAAGAAGGCAUGCCUCAUCUUCUUCGACGAAAUUGACGCUAUUGGAGGGGCCCGUUUUGACGAYGGAGCCGGUGGGGACAAUGAGGUCCAGAGGACCAUGCUGGAGCUCAUCAACCAGCUGGACGGCUUCGACCCCAGGGGGAACAUCAAGGUCCUGAUGGCCACCAACCGGCCCGACACCCUGGACCCGGCCCUCAUGAGGCCCGGGCGACUGGACAGGAAGAUUGAGUUCAGCCUGCCAGACCUGGAGGGUCGUACUCACAUCUUCAAGAUCCAUGCCCGCUCCAUGAGCGUGGAGAGAGACAUCCGCUUCGAGCUGCUGGCUCGUCUCUGUCCCAACAGCACAGGUGCCGAGAUUCGYAGCGUGUGCACGGAGGCGGGUAUGUUCGCCAUCCGCGCCCGCCGGAAGAUCGCCACUGAGAAGGACUUCCUGGAGGCGGUCAACAAGGUCAUCAAGUCCUACGCCAAGUUCAGCGCCACCCCGAGAUACAUGACCUACAACUAAACAGCAGCGCCUGCAUCUGGGCUUGUUUCCCACGAGGCCAUGCUCAUUCUGUCAUUCAACAUUACCUACACAAUUAAAGUUUAUUCCAGUUUG
Molecule: messenger RNA, 1383 nt
Organism: Salvelinus sp. IW2-2015
Lineage: Eukaryota; Metazoa; Chordata; Actinopteri; Salmoniformes; Salmonidae
Product: 26S proteasome regulatory subunit 7-like
Biological process (GO): proteasome-mediated ubiquitin-dependent protein catabolic process
Cellular component (GO): proteasome regulatory particle, base subcomplex
Molecular function (GO): ATP binding; proteasome-activating activity; ATP hydrolysis activity
Source: RefSeq, a predicted model, not a curated record